ACCAGCACCAAAUGGCAACGAACCCCUUCUCCGCCUUGCUUGUUUCCUCCUCCUGUCUGCUCUGUCCAAGUGUCUUUGCUGCUACACGAUAACUCGUCGGUUCUUUUCAGCGAUAAUCAUUGAAUCGCUUUUUGUCUUGCUCCUCGAUCGUCAAUUGGCUUUCUUCUGGCGGGCGGUGAACGUCAUUUUCACAAUUCUGCCCCCGACUCCGGCGGCCACGACCCCUGUUCCAGCCUCGAAGCCCUGCGUAAUUGGCGGGGAAAGCUGCCCAGGAAUCGCGAGCAGGGAGUCGAGUGGGCGCUCCAUGCCGCAUCACACAACACACUCUGACAACACAGCGCCCUACCCGCCCUUGCAUUGACAGCGGUCGCGACAGGGGAGAAAAAUACCCUGAUAAAAAUGGACCCCGAGGGCGUGGAACGACCCUGUGAGAACAAAACCCCGGUCAUCCUGCUUUCCAGCCCUCGAAGCUAUGGCGUGUUGUUGCCAACCUGUCUAUGCCGUCGGUGGAGAUGAUCUCGACUUUUCAGCUGCUCUUUUUCACACAAGAUAGCGAUUAUUGGGACUGAAACAGGAACACUUACGCCAUUCACAUCAGCAGCAAUGAGGGCUCAUCGAACACACCAUGGCACCGUGGUGCUAAAGCUGGGCACCAGCUCUAUCGUGGACGAAAAAACACGAAAGCCUUUGCUAUCAAUCUUGACUCUCAUCGUUGAAACGGCGGUUCAGCUCAGGGAGGAUGGCUAUAAAGUCAUUAUUGUAUCGUCGGGCGCUAUCGGCGUCGGUCUGCGCCGCAUGGAUAUGGCCGAGCGUCCAAAGAAGCACCUAUCUAAGCUUCAGGCUCUGGCUGCCAUUGGUCAAUGUCGUCUCAUGAGUCUAUGGGACAGCCUCUUCACCCAGCUAAGGCAGCCCAUCGCCCAGAUCCUGCUCACCAGGAAUGAUAUUGCCGACAGGACAAGAUACCUCAAUGCGCAAAAUACCGUCAUGGAACUUCUCGACAUGGGCGUAAUCCCCAUCGUUAACGAGAACGAUACACUGGCCGUGUCCGAGAUCAAGUUUGGCGAUAACGAUACGCUGUCCGCUAUCACGGCCGCCAUGGUCCACGCCGACUUGCUCUUCCUCAUGACCGACGUCGACUGCCUCUACGACAAGAACCCUAGGACUUUCAAGGACACCGCAAAGCCGAUUCACGUCGUCGAGGAUAUCAGCUCCCUGGAAGCUGAUGUCUCCUCCGCCGGCAGCUCGCUCGGCACAGGCGGCAUGUACACCAAGAUCGUCGCCGCAAGGCUGGCAACCUCGGCGGGCGUCACCACCAUCAUCGCCAGGGCCUCCAACCCGGGCAACAUCCGGUCCAUCGUCAAGUACCUCGAGAAGCCGUCCUCACCCGCUACUGCUGCCGACGCGGGGGCCGCCGGGGAGUCGGCGGCGGCGGCGGCGGAGGCAGAGGAGGAGGAGGAGCCCCCGCUGCACACGCGCUUCCUGCCGUCGACGGACCCGAUCCGGGACCGGUCCUUCUGGAUCCUGCACGGGCUCAAGCCGCACGGCACCAUCUACAUCGACCAGGGCGCCCACCGCGCGCUGCUCGGCAAGGCCGGCCUGCUCCCCGUCGGCAUCGUCGACGUCGAGGGCUCCUUUGCCCAGCAGGAGGCCGUCCGCCUCGUCGUCGUCGACCGGCGCCUGCCGGCGCCCGACGCCGAGGGCCGCCUGUGGGAGGGCCCCGCGACCGAGGUCGGGCGCGCCCUCGUCAACUACUCGUGGUUCGAGAUAUCCAAGAUCAAGGGCCACCAGAGCGCCGAGAUCGGCCAACUGCUGGGCUACGCCGACAGCGCCUACGUCGCGCAGCGGGAGCACGUCUGCUUCUUUACGAGGGAGAGCCGGCCCGUGUCUCCUGCUCACGACACUGACGGUAUGACUAGGGGCAUUGGCGGCUAUGAGGCCACGUCCUGAAGGAGGAGUUUCUGCGUCCUUGUCUUGCGGGAUGGCGGGGUGAGUGUGGAGAUACAAGGCGGAGACUAGGGAUAUGACACGUUUGGUGGUAAAGAUCUGUUUGGGCAGGUAGUUGGUUUGGUAUCUACAGGACGGCACUAUUGUUACCGCUUUCGCCAAAUGAUAUAAUGACCUAGAAAUGAAGCAAAUUCCCACAAAACGCCG
Molecule: messenger RNA, 2151 nt
Organism: Gaeumannomyces tritici R3-111a-1
Lineage: Eukaryota; Fungi; Ascomycota; Sordariomycetes; Magnaporthales; Magnaporthaceae
Product: glutamate 5-kinase
Exons: 5
Coding region: 604-1947 (447 amino acids)
Cellular component (GO): cytoplasm; cytosol
Molecular function (GO): RNA binding; glutamate 5-kinase activity; ATP binding
Source: RefSeq, a predicted model, not a curated record